AUGACGUUUGCAGCUGAUAGAGAUCUUGAAGUUGGAACAACCAGUAGCCCCAAACUGCUUAAAGCAAUCCAAAGGUCUAGGAUUUCUGUCAUCGUUAUGUCAGGGAGCUAUGCAUUUUCGGGAUGGUGUCUUAAUGAACUGCUUUGCAUCAUGGAAUCAUGGAGAAGGGAAGAUAGAUUGGUUUUGCCAAUAUUUUAUAAUGUCGAUCCAUCUGACGUCAGGAAACAGAAGGGUGGUUUUGGUGAGGCACUAGAGGAGCAUCAUCGUUCCGGUCGGAUAGAGCAAACAACAAUGCUCAAGUGGAGGGAGGCUCUCACUCAAGUUGCCAAUAUAUGCGGCUGGGAUACCAAAAAAGAGAGGCACUCAGAGUUAGUCUAUGACAUUGUAAAGUCUAUCCAAAGUAAAGGACUUCCGACAAGGCUGAACAUUUCCAUCUAUCCCCUCAGAUAUGAUACGUGUGAUGAAUAUCUCAAAGGUUUUUUGCAAUUAGGAUCACAGGAAGUUGUUAUAGUAGGGAUCUGCGGACCAGGCCAAAUGGGAAAGAGAGCUAUGGCCAGAGUUAUGUAUGACCAAAUUCUACAAAAUUUUGAUGGUGGCUGCUUCCUCGCAGAUGUUGGCCAAAGAUCAAAUCAACCCAACUAUCUGGUUCAUCUACAAGAAACACUUCUUUCUGAAAUUCUCUCAGAGAGGAAUGUAAAGAUCUCAGAUACUAGAAUGGGAAUAGAUCUGAUUGCACAAAAUUUGUGCUCCAAAAGGGUUUUAGUUGUUUUGGACAAUGUGGAUCAUUUGAGUCAAAUCUAUGCACUGGUUGGAGAUUGCAAGUUUUUCGGUCCGGGAAGUAAAAUCAUCAUAACGACUAGAGAUGUGCAACUGCUAAACCUGUUUGGAGUGGACCAGUUCAUUUUGGCUCAUGGCCGUCCUCUGCCAGAAAAUGUUGGGGCCAUCUGGGAGCCAUAUCAGCGAAGUCGUUGCAUAGUUGCAGGAAUCAAGGAGUACAUUGAGACCUUUAAUCAACAGAGACGAGAGAGGUUGAAGCACCUUCAAGCUGUUUUUCUCCAAGAGCGCCAGAAAAACGCAACUCAGGAAAGAUUAAUUUUAGAGAGUUGCUUGAAUUCCAUGGUGAGGGCUGACGCAGACGGAUUUGAUCGGAUUGAUAAAUUAGGUUUACCAGCAAUAAACCUAGCAAAAGAGUUCUGGAGUCCACCAGAGAUAAAAGAGAAUAAUCUCAAUUUAUUGAUAAAAGAUGAAAAGAUAGGUUUGCCGUCGCUUAAGGCGGCUUAAAUAAGAGAAAAUAAACCCU
Molecule: messenger RNA, 1300 nt
Organism: Rosa rugosa (rugosa rose)
Lineage: Eukaryota; Viridiplantae; Streptophyta; Magnoliopsida; Rosales; Rosaceae
Product: disease resistance protein Roq1-like
Exons: 5
Coding region: 1-1281 (426 amino acids)
Biological process (GO): defense response; signal transduction
Molecular function (GO): ADP binding
Source: RefSeq, a predicted model, not a curated record